Peromyscus maniculatus bairdii (prairie deer mouse) is the source of this 2428-nucleotide messenger RNA. It is a transcript of the gene Mindy1, whose product is annotated as MINDY lysine 48 deubiquitinase 1. The record is from RefSeq and is a predicted model, not a curated record. Lineage: Eukaryota; Metazoa; Chordata; Mammalia; Rodentia; Cricetidae. Gene Ontology annotation, molecular function: cysteine-type deubiquitinase activity; cysteine-type carboxypeptidase activity; K48-linked deubiquitinase activity. Gene Ontology annotation, cellular component: cell periphery; cytosol. Gene Ontology annotation, biological process: protein K48-linked deubiquitination.
AAGCCGUGUAAGCUCCGGGGCUGACAGCUGGGAGCAGCUGGCGCGGGCAGCAGCGCCCCUCGACCAUGUCCCCUCCUCCAGCGUCGAACCGCCAGAAUUGAGUCCUCUCCCGGUCCCGGAACCGCAUCCACCUCUUUAAGAGAAGCCAGUUCCACCCAGUGGACCAGUCUGGAAGCCCAGGCAGGUCCUUGCAAUUCCAUCUGGUCACAGCAAGUUCGAGGUAGAAUGAGCCGAAGCCUUCUGUUUACACUUGCUCAGAAAAGCUGAGUCAGGAGCCAGAGUGGCCUUCCACACUGUUCACUUCCCAGGAUUUUCUCGUUCCCUUUGCUCUGUAACUCAAUGAUCUUACUGGCCAGGUCUCUCUUCUGCAUAUCAGAGUCACCUAAGCAAGGUCCCUGAGGUCAAGAAAGGCCUUCGUCCCCCUCAGCCGGACUCUAUCCCCACUAUGGAACAAGCUCAGGCGGAGCCCACAGUCCCCAGCAAGGCCAGUAGUGCAGAAACUGGUGAAUCUGAAAAACACGAGGCCCUGUCCGGACCAGAGAAGCACUCUCCAGACAACCCCCAGGACAAGGGCGGUGCAUCUGAAAAACACGAGGCCCUGUCCGGACCAGAGAAGCACUCUCCGGACAACCCCCAGGACAAGGGUGGUGCAUCUGAAAAACAGGAGGCCCUGUCUGGACCAGAGCAGGACCCUCCGGACAACCCCCAGGACAAGGGCGGUGCAGAGGCUGGUGGGACAGCUGGAGAACGGGACCCAGGAGACCAAGCUUUGCCACCAGCCCAGGAUGGGGACAAUCUCGAGUGCCCUCCUCCUGAAGCUAGCUCGAGUCCGUGCGGGGCACCAUCUGAGGUAGAGACGGCAGAGACGCGUUCUGGGCCACAGGAGCUUCCCCAGUCCCCCAGGACCCAACAGCCUGAUGUAGAUUUCUACUGUGUCAAGUGGAUCCCCUGGAAGGGAGAACAGACCCCCAUCAUCACCCAGAGCACCAAUGGCCCUUGUCCUCUGCUGGCCAUCAUGAACAUCCUCUUUCUUCAGUGGAAGGUGAAGCUGCCCCCUCAGAAGGAAAUGAUCACAUCAGAUGAGCUCAUGACACAUCUUGGAAACUGCCUCCUAUCCAUCAAGCCCCAGGAGAAGUCUGAGGGCCUUCAACUUAACUUUCAGCAGAAUGUGGAUGACGCAAUGACCGUGCUCCCUAAACUGGCCACAGGUCUGGAUGUCAACGUGCGAUUCACGGGCGUCUCUGACUUUGAGUACACACCCGAAUGCAGCAUCUUUGAUUUGCUGGGCAUACCUCUGUACCAUGGCUGGCUUGUGGAUCCACAGAGUCCUGAGGCUGUGAGUGCUGUUGGGAAACUGAGUUACAACCAGCUGGUAGAGAAGAUCAUCACCUGUAAACACUCCAGUGACCCCAACCUCGUGACGGAAGGCUUGAUUGCAGAGCAGUUCCUGGAGACCACUGCGGCGCAGCUGACCUACCAUGGCCUGUGUGAGCUCACAGCAACCGCUAAGGAAGAUGAACUCGGCGUCUUUUUUCGAAACAACCACUUUAGCACGAUGACUAAGCACAAGAGUCACUUGUACCUGCUGGUCACUGACCAGGGCUUUCUUCAGGAGGAGCAGGUGGUGUGGGAGAGCCUGCACAACGUGGAUGGAGACAGUUGCUUUUGCGACUCCGAAUUCCACCUGAGUCACUCCCUAGGCAGAAGCCAUGGGGCCGAAGGUGGGGGCGCCUCUCCAGAGAAGCAGCUGCAGGUGGACCAGGACUAUCUCAUUGCCUUGUCCCUACAACAGCAGCAGCAGCCGCAAGGCAUGCUGGGUCUUAGCGACCUGGAACUGGCCCAGCAGCUCCAACAAGAAGAGUACCAACAGCAACAGGCAGUUCAACCUGCGCCAGCCAGGGCCCCUUCUCCCCAGGGGAGAGGAUCCACAUCUGGACGUCCAGCUGGAGAGCGGCGGCAGAGGUCAAAGCCUGAGUCAGACUGUGUUCUGCUCUAACUGUACCCCCUUCCAGCGUGGACCCGCCCCCCCUGUCAGAGGCGGUGGCUGGUUUGCUCGCAGGAUCCAACCCCCCAACCCCUGAGGCAUACAGGGUGACUGCACUGCUGGGGAUCGAUCAGAGCAGGCAGCAGACACCAAAGGCGGACUCGGUACCACGCUCACCCUGGCCUUCUUCUCUGUCCUGUCUUCUACUCCAGCCGGGGCCACAUGGGGAUGGGCUGGGUGGUCUCUGGCUCCCAACCCCCUUUCCUGGAAUGUUCACAUGAAUAUACAGACCCAGGCGGAUAGGUGAAGUACCUCUCUGCCUGCCUGGUUGCCCCUGGCUACCCCACGGGCCAGUUUCCGUUUGUUUUAGGGUUUGAUUUGGGUUUCUAUCUUUAUUAUUUGUAAUGCCUUCCUAGGGAGUUGGGAAUAAAACUUCUUUCCUGA